GGAGAAGGGCGGCGGCCUAGGCUAUAUGCACGAACUGCGUACGCUUAUUCGGAUAAGCUGAAGGCAAUAAAUGCCUUCAAGAAGUCCGGCGAACUUGCUAUGGGCGUUAAGGCAGUCUUUGGUGAUGUUACUAACCCUUUAGAAAUGAAAAAGCUGAAGAAACUAAAUAGGGAGCGAGCUCACAUUGAGCGCAUGUGCACGGAUGGUAAUGGCAGCAUGCAGAGGUCGCGUCAGCGCGUCCAAUGUACUGUGUUAUCAGCCGAAGCGGAAGAGCAGAUCGUGUUGUGGAUCAACUCGACUCGUCGAUAA
Molecule: messenger RNA, 309 nt
Organism: Phytophthora sojae
Lineage: Eukaryota; Oomycota; Peronosporomycetes; Peronosporales; Peronosporaceae
Exons: 2
Source: RefSeq, a predicted model, not a curated record